AUGGGGUGGUGGGUUGAUGAGUGUGGUGGGGGGGGUGUUUAUGGGAUGGUGUGGGGGGGGGGUUGGGGGGGGGGGGGGGGUGGAGGGUGGGGGGUGCGGUAUGAGUAUGGGGGGGGGGAUUGGGGGGGAUAUGGUGUGAUGCACAAGUUCUUGUUCCAUUGGGUAUCUAUCCGUCUAAACUCAUACCCCAGUGAAGGACAAUCCCCCAUAGAUUGGUCGUGA
This is a messenger RNA of Dicrocoelium dendriticum, 222 nucleotides long. The record is from the annotation of a GenBank genome assembly. Lineage: Eukaryota; Metazoa; Platyhelminthes; Trematoda; Plagiorchiida; Dicrocoeliidae.